Molecule: messenger RNA, 1752 nt
Organism: Penicillium waksmanii
Lineage: Eukaryota; Fungi; Ascomycota; Eurotiomycetes; Eurotiales; Aspergillaceae
Product: LipA and NB-ARC domain protein
Exons: 2
Coding region: 1-1752 (583 amino acids)
Source: RefSeq, a predicted model, not a curated record
AUGGAAUCCUUGACUGUGCGCCCUGAACCCCCGGAUUCCUUUCGCAUCAGGCGCAAGCCCGUCUCCAACCCCAACUUGCGGGCGACUGUCGAUCCCCCAUCUCACAACACAAGCUCGCUAUCUCCGCCUCGUUCAUUGUCCAGACCUCCAUCCUACACUGAUCUAUUUGGACCGGCACAUCGAGACUCUCCGGUGACACCUCAGAGGCCUCGAACAGCUGGUGCGACAUCCUCAUCGAUCUCCUUAUCACAAACACAAACACAGGCACCGCCACCGCCACCGCCACAGCUGCCAACCCCCAUCCAAAGAGCGUAUGGGGAAGCUCGGCACUUUCUCGGGGGUUUGAUCAGUCACCCAGCGGAGUCAAACAAGCAUUUCACUCUAUUGCGCCAUGGAUUUCCAGUCGUCUUCUAUCGCGGAAAUGCCACAUCGGUCGCGGUGUCUAUCUUCUCCGAUAGCCCCUUGCCGCUCGAUCGGACUCUCUGGCUGCAAAACAGAGGCUGGUCCGGAACAACCGGAAUGCGCACUAAAGCAUUAUUUCGAUUAAACGACAGUUGGCUUGAUGUCACACCAGGCAUGCCCGUACGAGCCGACCAGGUGAACCCGGAUGAUGAACGUGCUUGGCAGCGCGAUAUUAAAAAGUUUCGCAAGAAGGCUCCCCAACGUCCUCGUGAUACGCAUCAGUUGCGCGAGACGGUUGUCGUGCGAAUUCCAGCUGAGGCCGGUGAUGGUUACUUCCAGCUGGUGCUCUGCCAGGGCCCCAAGAAGAAGGUUCUCAGGCAACAGUCCAGUCUUUCGUUUGGCGCAAUGGUGGUCGGUUUAUAUGCGAAAACAGCCGCACGAACUGCAGCCGCCCCCGCCUCUGCGGCGCUUGCUACCAGAGUCGAUCGAUAUCGCCCGACCUGGGUCAAACAGGCUGCAGUACAAAAGGUUUAUACUGCAAGUGGUGUUGAAACACGCGUUGCAGGACUGUUCACCUCCUCUGCUGGUCCAGGUCAAGGCGUCGCCGUCGAUGAAAGUGUUUCCCCAGUCGCUUGUCAAUUACCGGUGGGGGAUGGUCCACAAGCACCCUUCCCACUGACCUUCAAAGCCCGAGGUCAAAUUGACAACUCCGCACCUUUCAAUAGUCCCACAGACACUCCAAAGUUGACCCUCACAAGCACUCCCGAUUGGGUAAUUGAGCAGCUACGUGGAUACUUUUUUGGCUGGGCAAGGUUCGACGCAAGCACUGAGAAAGAUCCAUCAUUAGGUUCUUGGUCCCCCAUGAUUUUGGCCGUUCGAAAUUUGGAUCCACUCCGGGCUUCGCGUGUCAAUAUCUCACAAAUUUCGAAACAUGUUGUAACACUACGUCUAUUGGACGAGGUACCAAUACAGACAAGCAAGGUUCAAAUCCGGGUGUUGGGGUUCCUCAGAGUUGAGGUUCCGCCUCCCAGAGGUAGCACUAGUCAGGAACUUGCAGACGCCCAGGCUGCGGCUGGAGAAGCAGCCGUCCUAGCUGAUGCUUAUGAUGCUGAUGUAGUGCAGAAUACCUUGGUUUAUCCAGGUUGGUCACCUGAAACCCCUAGUGCACUUGAGAUCCAGAAGCAACAAUCGAGCUGGGUUGGUCGAACCUUGGAAGGAUACACGACCAUGCGGGCCAAAGGACAGAAAUGGGUCGAUCAAGUGCCGUUGCAUAAGCUUGGGGUUCGUUCGGAGACUGAUGAAUGGCGGGAGAGACAAGUGGCUGUCAAUGGGUUUUGGAUCGUUCGAUGA